This is a messenger RNA of Striga asiatica, 3159 nucleotides long. The record is from the annotation of a GenBank genome assembly. NCBI's taxonomy places the organism in Eukaryota, Viridiplantae, Streptophyta, Magnoliopsida, Lamiales, Orobanchaceae.
AUGGCGGAGCUACACUACUUCUCCACCCUCGGAGCCAUUGUUGCCUCACUUUUCCUCUUCUACUACUUAAGGCCAAAAAUCGCCACUCACAAAUCCCCGCCCGAAGCCGGUGGGGCCCGGCCCUUCACUGGCCAUCUCCACCUUAUGUCCUCUAGCUCCGAGCUCCCCCACAUCACGCUGGCCGCCCUUUCUGACACAUACGGCCCGGCCUUCACAAUCCGUCUGGGCAUGAGACGAGCCCUAGUCGUCAGCAGCCGGGAGCUCGCCAAACACCUCUUCACCGCCUGUGACUCGGCCAUAUCCUCCCGCCCGGCCCUCCGAGCCGCCUGCCACCUCAGCCGCGGGUUCGCCACCUUCGGAUUCUCUCCCUACGGCCCCCACUGGAUCCAAAUGCGAAGGCUCGUCUCUACUGAGCUGCUCUCGGCCCGGCAGGUCAAGAUGCAGCGAGAUGUGCGCUCGUCCGAGACGGCUUUGUCGGUUAACGAGCUGUUCCGUAGGUGGGAAGAGAGGAAGGAUGGGUCGGGCUGGGUUUUGGUGGACAUGAAGAAGUGGCUGUGGGAGCUGAACUUGAACGUGGUGCUGAGGCUGGUGGCUGGGAAGAGGUUCGCGGGCAUUAAUGGGGAUGGGGAGGAGAUGAGGCGGUGCCGGGAGAUGAUGAGGAGUUUUUUUGAGCUGGCGGGGAAGUUUGUGUUGGCCGACGCCUUGCCUUAUCUGGGGUGGCUGGAUAUUGGGGGGCACGAGAAAAGGAUGAGGGAAAACGCGAGGGAGAUGGAGAGAUUGGUCGGGGGAUGGCUGGCGGAGCAUCGGGAGAAGGAAUAUGGUGACGAUGAUGAGAAGCCGCCGGAUUUUAUGGAUGUGAUGGUGUCGGUUAUGAGAGGCGGUGAGUUUCAGACUGAGUAUGAUGAUGACACCAUCAUCAAGGCCACUUGCGAGGCUUUAAUCAUCGGUGGGACGGACUCAACCACAGUGAUGUUAAUAUGGGCCCUUUCCCUCCUACUCAACAAUCGCCAGGCCCUCAAAAAAGCUCAGGAAGAGCUGGAUACACACGUGGGUAAGAAAAGAUACGUGGACGAAUCUGACAUUGGCAAUUUAGUCUAUCUCCAAGCCAUCACAAAAGAGACCCUGCGGUUAUGCCCCGCGGGACCACUGCUUGGCACACGCGAGUUUUCCAAGGACUGCAUUGUGGGUGGCUACCACAUCCCAAAGGGGACAUGGCUGAUGGUGAAUGCAUGGAAGCUGCACCGAGACCCGCACGUGUGGGGACCUGACGCACUGGAGUUCAAGCCCGAGAGAUUUCUUGGCGAGCACGGGAACUUGGAUAUGAAAGGCCGUGAUUUCAAGUUGAUCCCAUUUAGUGCGGGUCGGAGGAUCUGCCCUGGGGCAAACUUUGGCUUGCAGAUGAUGCAUUUGGUGUUGGCUAACUUGUUGCACGGGUUUGAGCUGUCGACCGUGUCUGGUGAGGAGCUCAACUUUUCCAUCCUCGCUGCAAUUACUGCCUCACUUCUCUUCCUCUUCUACUGUUUACUGCCAACAAAAAACUCCCCAAACAAAUCCCCGCCAGAAGCUGGUGGCGCCCGGCCCUUCACCGGCCAUCUCCACCUCAUGUUCCCCCCCUCCGACCUCCCAUACAUCACCCUGGCCGCCCUUUCCGAAACAUACGGCCCGGCCUUCACCGUCCGUCUGGGCAUGCGCCGGGCCCUAGUCGUCAGCAGCCGGGACCUCGCCAAACACCUCUUCACCGCCUGCGAUUCCGCCAUAUCCUCCCGCCCCGUCCUCCGGGCCGCCUGCCACCUCAGCCGCGGCUUCGCCACCUUCGGAUUCUCCCCCUACGGCCCCCACUGGAUCCAAAUGCGAAGGCUCGUCUCGACCGAGCUCCUCUCGGCUCGGCAGGUCAAGAUGCAGCGAGACGUGCGCGCGUCCGAGACGGCUUUGUCGGUUAACGAGCUGUUCCGAAGGUGGGAAGAGAGGAAGGAUGGGUCGGGAUGGGUUUUGGUGGACAUGAAGAAGUGGGUUGGGGAGCUGACACUGAACAUGGUGCUGAGGCUGGUGGCUGGGAAGAGGUUGGCCACAGGAAUUAAUGGUGGUGGGGAGGAGAUUAGGCGGUGCCGGGAGAUGAUGAGGAGUUUGUUUGAGUUGGCGGGGAUGUUUGUGGUGGCGGAUGCCUUGCCUUAUCUGGGGUGGAUGGAUAUUGGGGGGCACGAGAAGAGGAUGAGGGAAAAUGCGAGGGAGCUGGAGAGACUGGUCGGGGGAUGGCUUGCGGAGCAUCGGGAGAAGGAAUAUGAUGAUGAUGAUGAUGAUGAUGAUGAGGAAAAGCCGCGGGAUUUUAUGGAUGUGAUGAUGAAGGUUAUGAGAGGGGGUGAGCUUCAGACUGAGUAUGAUGACGACACCAUCAUCAAGGCCACUUGCGAGGCUUUAAUCGUAGGUGGGACGGACUCAACCACAGUCAUGUUAGUAUGGGCCCUUUCCCUCCUACUCAACAACCCCCACGCCUUGAAAAAGGCUCAGGAAGAGCUGGAUACACACGUGGGCAAGGAAAGACACGUGGACGAAUCAGAUAUUGACAAUCUAGUCUAUCUCCAAGCCAUCACAAAAGAGACCCUGCGGUUAUGCCCAGCAGGCCCCCUGCUUGGCGUACGCGAGUUUUCCGAGGACUGCCACGUCAGCGGCUACCACAUCCCCAAGGGGACAUGGCUGAUGGUGAACGCGUGGAAGCUGCAUCGGGACCCGCACGUGUGGGGACCCGACGCACUGGAGUUCAAGCCCGAGAGAUUUCUGGGGGAGCACCGGAACUUGGAUGUGAAAGGUCGUGAUUUCAAGCUGAUCCCAUUUAGUGCGGGCCGGAGGAUCUGCCCAGGGGCAAACUCUGGCCUGCAGAUGAUGAAUUUGGUGUUGGCUAACUUGUUGCACGGGUUUGAGCUGUCGACCGUGUCUGGUGAGGAGGUGGAUAUGAGGGGCAGUCAUGGGAUGAUCAAUAUGAAAGCCAUGCCACUUGAUGUUCUUCUUGCCCCUAGACUGUCUCCAAGUCUUUAUAAUUAAGCAUAUUUAGUAGGUGGAUGUCAACGUUGAAAAGUUCAUGUUACGUAGCAAUAAAUAAUGCGAUUGUGAAAUCCAUAUACAACUUCAAGGAAUGAAUUAUCACACCCUACUAUUAUAUAUUUC